Messenger RNA from Drosophila grimshawi, 2601 nucleotides. It is a transcript of the gene MFS14, whose product is annotated as putative inorganic phosphate cotransporter. Gene Ontology annotation, cellular component: plasma membrane. The record is from RefSeq and is a predicted model, not a curated record. Bases 491 to 1963 code for a protein of 490 amino acids. NCBI's taxonomy places the organism in Eukaryota, Metazoa, Arthropoda, Insecta, Diptera, Drosophilidae. Gene Ontology annotation, biological process: monoatomic anion transport; transmembrane transport. Gene Ontology annotation, molecular function: transmembrane transporter activity. The transcript has 4 exons.
AGUCGCAGUCGCUCGCUAGAACAAACCAAAACCCAAAAAUACGCGUAAUACGCUCUAGUGGCCAAAGUAUCUGUAUCUGUAGCGGUAGCCGAGUCUGAGCAUUCUGCAGUAACUCACUGUAUCACUUGUAGCUAAAAACAAAACGCGUGCUCGCAAAUAACAGAAACAAAAAAUAUAUAAAAAUCUCACAUCCGUAUCCGAUAAAGCGAAAUUUAAAUACGUCAAUACAACUUGAGUAGAUCUGCAGCUGAAGCCCAACAUAGUUUUUUUUCGUCUCCGUGUCGCGUUGUGAACAUGUGCUCCAGCUAAAUGUCGCAACACGUUGUAUAAAAAUCGAAUCGAAGAAAACUAAAAUUUCCACUGCUAGUAACUCCGCGAGAGUAAGAGAGAGAGAGAGAGAGAGAGAGAGAGAGAGAGAGAGAGAGAGAGAGAAAGAGACAGAGACAGAGAGAUCUCUAAUUGUGGAUCAAAGAAAACCCGCGACGCACACAUGACCACCACUUUGAAUAUGGUGAAAACUGGGAAAUGGUAUGACAAAAUCAUUGGCGUGCGGCAUGUGCAAUGCAUCCUGUGCUUCUUCUGCCUAUCCCUGGCGUAUGCGUGGCGCGUCAAUCUCACCGUCGCCCUGGUGGCCAUGUCAGAGCGGUCAAACCAAACUGGACUGGAUGAGGAUGUCAUCGAGGGGAAUUAUAACUUUACGGAGUCUGAGAAAUCCUAUAUGCAGAGCAGCUUCUUCUUUGGCUAUAUUGUGACCCAGAUCCCUGGCGGCUAUAUUGCUCAGCGCUAUGGUGCCAAGACGUUGCUGAUGAUGGGACUCACCGCCUGCGCAAUUCUAACACUUCUCUCUCCGCUUUCCUUGAAGGUGGGCGGCUGGCAGGGGCUUGGGGCGGUGCGCUUCCUGGCGGGCUUAACACAGGGCGCAGUGCAUCCGGCCACGCAUUCGCUGUUGUCCAAGUGGGCUCCGGCCAAUGAGAGGGGCAUGAUGAGCACCAUUUGCUAUUCGGGCUCUCAGUUUGGUACGAUCGUAACGCUGGCCACAAGUGGUUAUAUUGCGCACUCGUUUACUAGCUGGCCCGGCAUCUUUUAUUGUGGCGGCGCCUGUGGCUUCCUCUGGGUGCUCUUCUGGUGGCGCUUUGCCUCGAGCACGCCGGAAACGCAUCGCAGCAUUACGCGGGAGGAGCUCAAGUACAUUGAGGAGACACGCUCGGUGGGCAAAAUGCAGGAUGCACGCAAAAUGGCUCCAACUCCGUGGGGCAGCAUCUUUACUUCGAUGCCGUUUCUGUCGCUGCUUAUCGUUCACUGCACGCACAUGUGGGGCUUCUGGACGCUGCUCACACAAAUUCCCAGCUAUAUGAGAAACAUCUAUGAAUUUAAUAUCGAGUCCAGUGCGCUGCUCUCCUCACUGCCCUACGCUGUCAUGAUGAUACUCAGCUUCUUCUUCGUCUGGCUGUCCAAGGUGUUGCAGAAUCAGAAAUCUCUGUCGCUCUCCUUCAAUCGAAAGUUCUUCAACUCCGUCGGCCACUGGAUUCCCAUGCUCUCCCUGAUUGCCUUGGGCUAUGUGCCCCGAGAGAAUGAGCACUUGGCUGUGGCGCUGCUUACGCUGACUGUGGGCAUUAGUGCAGCCACCUAUCUGGGCUUUCAGGUCAACCACAUCGAUCUGUCGCCCAACUAUGCGGGCACAAUGAUGGGCCUUACGAAUGCUGCGGCGAAUGUCAUGAGUGCCCUAGCACCACUCGCUGUGGGUCAUAUCGUCAAAGAUCCGAAAAAUGUCAACGAAUGGCGUACGGUAUUUUUCUUGGCGGCCUUCUUCUAUUUCAUUGGAAAUCUGCUGUUUGUGGUGUUUGGACGCACCGACGUUCAGUGGUGGGACUCGCCAGAGCCUGUCGAUGAGGAGAGCGUGGAGGCGGGUGUGCCCUUGGCUCCAGACCAGCAGAAUGGCCAAAAGAUAAUUGCCAAAUCUUAAGCAGAACAGCGGUCAACUUAAGACAUCCUCAUGCUAAGUUGACUAAAUAUGGAUAACAAUAGUUUUACAUGAGGUUGUCCUUGCUGUUGUUUUCUUUAAUUAAGUACUACAUUUGUAAGACAAUAGCUGUAAAUUAGUUGGUAUAAGGGACAAGAGCGGAAAUUGCCAUAAUGACGAUCGCGUGCUUCCAUUAGCGAUAUUAAUAACAACAUAUGAUAAUUGUUUAGUUUAUAGGCAGCAUAAAUUAUUAUUUGCAGUAUUUUCCUACAAUGUACAUAAAACAAUAUACAUACAAAUGGUAAUGUAAACAAAGGAAAACUAAAAAAAAAGCAUAAAACAAAACGAAAAAAAAGCAUAAGUAUAAAAAUUUAGUUGACAAUGUAAAUAGCAUAAGUAAAUAAUUACGCCGCUCUAUUAAUUGUUAUGUUUUAAAUUGAAACUAUACCUUAACUAUCAUAGUUAUUAUUCAUUAGUUAAUUAGUUAAAUUAGUAAUAAACAAACAACCAACUUGUGAUGUACGAAAGAGAAAAGAAAUGAACUAAAAAAGGCAGAAAAGAAGACAUACAUAUACGUAUAAAUAUAUAAAGUCGGCAAUUGAACCAGGCUGCAGAUUUGUGUACAAAUCAAAUCAACAAAA